ACGACAUCAACAAGUGCAGCAGUCGUGCAACCAGCAACAUCUUCCUCGUCUGCAUCACCUGACACUCGACAAGAAGAACACGCUGGACAGUCUCAUCCUAUCACCACCACGUCAAGAAGUGCUGCAUCAUCUCCCAUCAUUUCUCCCGCUGCCGCCAUUAUUUCUCCCAAGCAGGAAAACGAACGGAAAAUGAAGUCUCCAGACGAUAGUACAGCAACUGAUGAAACUGUCUUGCCAAGUAGAUCCCCAGAAGCUCUUGUUGUUGCCUCUAGUACAACCACAGCGUCUUGCCCCUCCAAUAGCAGUUCCUACAGAGGUCACAACCCAAAGCAGCUAUUUGAUUUGGCGGAACAGUUGUGUGAACAAAAAAAAUGGACCGAAGCUGAGUCCAUGUUCCUAAAAUUGAAGGACAUAGUGGAACAACAUGGAACGGCAACGACAGGUGGAGCUUCAUCGAGAAGUACACGACCCAAUACAGCAUCGUCAUCAUCUUCACGAACUGCAACUGCAAAUAACCUCGAUUUCGAUGGUAUCGAAUUGGCCGAAGUGUACGCGCAUCUCGGAGUCGUAUGCCAAAGUCUAGACAGGGUGCCGGAAGCAAUUGCAAAGUACCGAUUAGCAGUAGAGAUGGAUCCAGAACUGCACGUCUGCAGCGCGAAUUUGGCCUCUCUAUACCAUUAUCUCGGUGAAAAUGAGGAGGCGCGCAAUUGCAUUGAAAGGGCAUUGGCCGUGGAUCCAGAAAACACUGUGUACCAUGGAAUCAAACGCGGACUUCAGGAUCUUUUGGUAGACAAUGAUGCUGGUGCACUACCUGUAGUGCAUGAAGAAGAUGAUCAUGUUCUUGAGCAGGACCACAACGGUCGUGGUGGAGGCCUUGUUGGAGUUGUUCUUCAAAAAGUUGGAGAAGACCUAGAAGAACCGGAUGUAAUGCUUCACCUGCAUAAUAUUGAGGAGGUCGAAGAUGAAGAAGAGAUAAGUCCCUAGAUGAUGAAGGAUCGACACUCAUAUUAGUAUUUAUAGGGUUAGCAAUAAUUUGCGAAAUCCUUAAGAGACUCCUUUAAGUGGCUUCCUUAAGGAAAACCCUUUUCCUUAAGGAAUUUCUAUUACAAAAAGUUAUUAUAACUUUCCUAAAGAGAAAAAAAAUUCCUUAAGGAAGCUCCUUAAGGAAAAGUUGUAAUAACCCUUGGCUAAUAUUAGACAACUCCUUAAGGGAUUCACAAGGACUCGCAAGGCUCUCUAAAGCCCUUGCGCUGCUAGUGCUACGAGUUCAAAGGCACCGCGAACAUGUUAACGCGUUCCCGGCUGUUAGUUUGUAGGCUACUCACGUACCCAGCCCCAUCUUCAGCAGCAGGACACUACGCGACCCCUAGCGAAUCACCCCAACGAACUUCCAGCCGCUACCCUUGUUAUUUAUCGCCCAGCGCCUUUACUUUUUUUCAAAAACUUCAGGGAGGUCAUUCAAAUACAGAGAAAGCGGAACGACCUCCCUGAAGUUUUUGUAAAAAAGUUAGCUCGCUCCCCUUCCGCGACUACCUUCCGCACACAGCAAUCGACCACAGGAGCGCGCGGCAGCCCUUGGAGAUGGUUAACCAGUAUACUUCUAGUUCUAACCAGCUCACCAGGGUCCACCCUUCAGCCAUGCAAGUCCUCACGGCUAUCAUUCUCACAGACAUCGACAUCCUCAACGGCUUCGACUUUCACACACAGCGAUGUAUAUCUUUGGCCUUCUCAUGGAUAUGAUGAUGCUCACCAGGGUCCACCCUUCAGACAUGCAAGUCCUCACGGCUAUCAAUCUCACAGACAUCGACAUCCUCAACGGCUUCGACUUUCACACACAGAGAUGUAUAUCUUUGGCCUUCUCAUGGAUAUGCUGACGCUCGCAAGGGUCCACCCUUCAGGCAUGCAAGUCCUCACGGCUAUCAUUCUCACAGACAUCGACAUCCUCAGCGGCUUCGACUUUCACACACAGAGAUGUAUAUCUUUGGCCUUCUCAUGGAUAUGAUGACGCUCACCACGGUCCACCCUUCAGACAUGCAAGUCCUCACGGCUAUCAUUCUCACGGACAUCGACAUCCUCAACGGCUUCGACUUUCACGCGCAGGGAUGUAUAUCUUUGGCCUUCUCAUGGAGAUGAUGAUGCUCACCAGGGUCCACCCUUCAGGCAUGCAAGUCCUCACGAAGCCGUUGAGGAUGUCACCUCCCCAGCCUUCCCUUCCUUGACACAGUGGGAGCCACCUUCCCAGCCUUGGCGAGCAGACUUGGCGACUUUUUUCCUUUGUCUUUCUGUCUCUUAGUAGUCAAUCCGUCUAGUUGUUAACCUAUGCCCGGCGCAGCGGGCCCUUGAUGGGCCCGCUUUCUGGGCAUGUAUUAAUAUUUCAAGUAUUAUUCAGUCAUGAAGCUAUGAAAGUUCAAACUUUAAUAUUAGCUAGUAUAAAUAACAAGUUAAAAGUUAUUUACUUAAUAUCUCGUCUUCAUCCAUGUAGUUCAACCUCAAGAACACGCUAGAAAGAUGAAGAAGUAAAUGCGCUACUUAGAUAAAGUACUACUUAAGAGUUUGACUUUCAGUACAUGCUAAAAGAUACCAAAUACAUCACAAGAAGAAAACAUUUUCGUAUAGUUACAAACUCAAACGAGGACAUCGACACAUAUUAAUAUAAUGUCAUUAUAAUUACCUCUCGUCGAUGAAAAUGCCAAAGCCAAAGAGUUAAAGUUAAUGCUGAACAAGCAUAUGUUGAGUGUCAAUGUUUUAUUCAAUUUGAUCUUGUUUUUACAUUCCGUCUCCUCAAUGAGUCAAACCUUAACAUCUUCAUCUUCAAAUACUUAUAUAACCCGUUUUCUUUUCCAUCUAUAUUCGUUCCUCUUUUCGCAGUUUUGUAUAGUUGAGUUCAUUGCUAGGAUGAAGGCACCAUGGAGGUAGUCUGAUCAGGAAAUACCAAAACCAAAGCAAACCCGUCGAAACCCGAAAGCAUGCAUGAAGAUGAUGAAUCAAGC
Amoebophrya sp. A25 is the source of this 2990-nucleotide messenger RNA. NCBI's taxonomy places the organism in Eukaryota, Dinophyceae, Syndiniales, Amoebophryaceae. The record is from the annotation of a GenBank genome assembly.